AUGGAUACAAGUGGCGACACUAAAUGGACUUCGACUGUCACCGAGAGCGAGGCCCAGGAGCGGAUCGAUCUCGGCGUUUCACCUAGUGACGAGAGGUGGAGUGUCACGUAUCGGAUGUUUGAACAUCUCUUUGCAGAUGAAGAUACGCCGAUUGGUGAAAUUUUAGCCUCCAAGUUCACACAACAUGAGAUCCGUCUAUUCAUGCUAUCUGCGUCCAAAGUCUUGAAGGCUAUACAAGACGAUAACACAGCUCGAUUCAACGCACUGCUACAGACAAGACUUCAAGAUGCUGCACCUGAAAUCAUCACAAAAUUGACGAUGUUGUAUUUUGGACUUCCCAUUGAGCCAAUCGACUUCUCAUUGACCGACAUGACCUAUAAAAUGGAGAUUCGAGAGCCAGAUUCUCCGCAAAGUGUCGGUGAUCGGCCUCUACAGUUCUUAACAGCACACAAGCAACGUAAUUGGGGAGGCGAGAGUCUUCUAAAGAAAGAAGAUCAGUCACAUCCUCUAACCACCCAGCUACCGCAAAAACUGCUAUCGAGUCUCUUCGCCGACAUUUUCAGCUAUGCACCGCUUCAGAGAGGCAUACUUAAGCAAGAGAGCGAAAAUACAAUGUUGCGCCUUAGAGGAGGUGAAUUAGACGAGGAUAACGAUUGGGAACUUCCUGGCGAUAACAGCGACUGGGAAGAAGAUGAUGGUGACGACAGCUACGUCGCAAGCAGCAGUGGAGAUGGCAGUGAAGAUGUUGACGCAAAAGAAGGCAAAGCGAAGAAGGCACAAAGCCGUCAAACAAGCAAAGUAAAUGACAAAGUUGACAGCGAUACGGCAAGCGACGAUGAAGCAGGCGACAAUGAAGCAGGAGGCGAUGAAAAAGGUGACGCUGAAUGUAAUGGAGAUUCUGCACGUGUACUUCCAGACUCUGAGCGGGACAACUUCAUAACUCUUUAUGGCUACCAGGGAUCUGUGGCUUUUGUCCCAGGAAGUCAACCGACAUAUGAGGAAGCCAUUAGGAGAUUGCUAUCCCUCGGACCUCAGGAUACAACAACAUUUUACAUUCUGCAUUUUGCCAAGAAUGGCAGCUUCGUCCACGAUAUUUCCGACACUUUUCCUUUGAACGCCGGCAGCGCAUCUCUGAAAUACAUCUCUAAACAGGAUCUCACAUUACAACCUUCAUUCUUCAUCAAGUUGGGAGAUGAAGAUUUUCCUGACCACUGGGAGCCUAGCGAGGCACAAUUGACCUGCGAAGUCUCCAGAGUCAUAUGGAAUCAUCAUGAUGGUGAUGCUCUAGAGCCAGCUCCAGAGUCAACUGGUCCCAUGUCAUGUUGUUACCUGGAGUUUCCGACGCCUGACUAUUUCCCUACAUCUCGAGGAAAAGUGAACAGUUGGAAUUUCGAUCAAUACAGCGCUUAUGUCAGAGCAGCCUUUGAAGUUGUAUUGGGCCCUCCUCCGGGCCCAUUUCAUCACGCUCUUUUCCACAUGUACCACCCGAGUAUUGGCUACAGCACCUCUCCAGAAUAUGGGUUUCCAGCAAUCAAGAAUUCGGACAUGAAUAAAGUGUCUAGCUUCCUCGGCGAAGAUACGUUGGAACUGAGAUGCACGAGACUUGAUGACAAAAACGAUAUUGCCUUUUUUCUGCCGAGCUAUUACAACAACGACAGUCGCCUAGGACGCAUCUCGCGCAGCAAAGACAACAUCGGCGAGGCACUUGAAAUCAUCCAGCAGAUAAUGUCGUGCGCUUUUGGUGAAGAAACGCAGCGUCUGCGACAUGUCCGCUUGCUGCACGGCGGCGAUACAUUCGGACCAGAGACCAACAGGAACCAGAAGCCUUAUUCUAUUCAGCUGCAUGAUGACGGCUCUGAGAAUUCCAAGACUAACAAUGCUUCUGUCUUAUCCGAUUUCUUUGCUGAUGGAGGUGCUUUUGCCCUUCUAUAUCCAGAGUGGGAGGAAGACACCACUUCUCUCUCUAUUGUAGAGCCUAAUGGACACAGUGAAGCCGAAUCCUGCGUUCAGAUACCUCCGUUAUCUUCCACGGUGGAAGAAUUUAGGAACCGAGUGUUUGAGCUCAUGCAACUCACAGGAUAUGCGCAAAGCCACGUCAUGCGUGUGAAGAAUGGUAAAUCCUUUAUAAGCAUUCAGCCUUUACCAGAGUAUGGGUCUAUACUUGGCGAGGAAAAUGCUCCGUGUUUGUUCAUCGGAUCCAACACCACAGACGAAGAGUGGUUCAAAAUUCGCGCCAGAAUUGCUACCCCUAAAGCAACCGUCAGAAUCAUGUAUUCUGGGAAGUGGAACUGGAAUUGGGGAGCUGAGGGCCAAAAGACUUGCGUCUGGGGCCCGCGAUAUGGACGCAUGGCAGAGCUUCAAGCUACGAAGCAGCAAAAGAAGGUCAGCUGGGCUGAGGAGGCGGAAGUAAUCCCAGACAGCGUUACUCCCGAAUCGCUUGAUUCAGAUCAUACAAUGGCAUCAUUAGAAGACGAUGAGCCUGUGGAAACUACCCAGUUAGACUGGGCUCAACUUCAGUCUCGCAAGACAAAAGCAGCAAGCGAAAGUGAAAAUCGGCAAAAGACAUACGCAACACAGCCCAGCAUCUUCGAUCGUUACGGAUUGGUCCCUUGGCCGGCCAACUCAGGUAUUCAAAUUCCAACAAACGCACCACCCUUGGAACCCAUGCUCCGUACAGGACCUCGAAUGCCUCUGGUGAGCAAAGCCAUAUUGACACCCACAGAGCAAGGAGAGCUCCAACGGGUCACUUGGGACUUACGAAACCUCUGCUUAAAUCGGGCAUUGAGAUGUCCGUAUGAUGGCUGCACUUUCGCCUACACACUGAAUGACGAAGAUGCCAUGAGGAAGCAUCUAAAGUCAUGCCAUACAGCACGGAAGUGUAUGUGGUGUGACGAAACGCUAUACGAACACUGGGACACGGCAAGAAUUAAUCUUCAUAUCAGAGAGAAGCAUAAAGAUGAGCUCAUGGAAGCACUCGGAGUCAGCCAAGCAGCAAUCCGGCGAUUUGACAAGGAAGGAACCAUCUCCAUACCGCUCAGAAGGGUCCAAAAGUGCCUUGGGCGUUCAGCCUUGGCUUUGGCGUCUGGACAUGCAGUUUGCGAGACACACAUUUCCCCAGAAGCUCCAAGUGACAAAAUUUGGGGAUUCUGUGAUCGUUGUGGCCGUAACAGAACCUACUACAACAACAUUGAACGAAUAUACCACUACGCUCACUGUUUGCCGGGCAUUUUCAAUGGCGCAAACUGCACAUUCUGUACCGUCUGCGGCAAAUCCGUCUGGCCAAGCGCAGCAGAAGCCCACAAGAGCGGCAAAUCCAACGGACAGUUAUCCCAUUGCUCGCAUAAUGCGGAUGACACAAACGGCCCUCACUGUUCUGGCUGCGGAUUUAACAUGUCUCGUUUGCCACAGAAUGGACGCGACCAACAUCAGAAAAGAUGCAGGGGCUUUAGUGCCUUGUCUGGUCGAUUUUGUCUCUAUUGUGGUGAAGAGUUCAGAAAUACAGAGACUCAGGUGGAUUGGAAUCGGAACAAAGAUCAUAUGAUUGCCUGCUACAGAGGGAACCCGAAGGCGAUAAGCAUGCUCGAAGAUCCAGAAGAGGCAGCUUUCAAGCAGCAACAGAAUAAUCUUCGAUUCCAGAUAAACACAGCCGCUCUUGCCUAUGAAGAAGAGCAAGGACAAAAUGGAAAAGACGGAGGCCUAGAUCGUGAUGAGGAUGAACAGCCAAGCCAAAAUGAACCAGUAACAGGGUCCCAGGCGACAAAACAUGAUCAAGAGAUGGCGGAUUCUUCAGCUGAAAACACUAGCACCGUACUGGAAGAAACAGUUCAAGAGACAGCAGCUAGUCAAGAUGCUCCUCAGCUUCCGAUUCCUGGCUCAGACACUUAUCGUCAUAGCCAAGAAACUCUCAGAACCAUUCUCCGCCAAAGUAUUUCUGACACUCCAGAUGACGAACAAUCUCUUAGACCUUCUACGGAAGCCCCUGAUAACACACUGCAACGAAAGUCUUUGAGUAUUAGUCCAACUCGGCAGCCAAGCCCGGCUCAGCCAGCGGAAGAAAACGAAAAGGAGCCUGAAUUUGAAACUGGCGCUGAAUCUCCUCUCUUUGUAAGUUCCAGCUCUUCAGAAGCCGGUUCAGACAACGGAUCGGUUUUUGGCGAGGACAAUGACAAAGACGCACAUGACUCUGCCGACGGAGAGUCUGAAGACGAGCUUUUGUCCGAUCCCUCAAAAUCGAAACGCCGAAAGCCAAGAGGAAGGACACGCACAAGAGAGGGCGACCGCAACUACCAGGCUGAGAGAGAUGACGAUGAUGACAGCGAGAUUGACGAAGAGGAGCUUUUAUCAGACCCUUCAAAGUCAAAACGCCGAAAGCCGAGAGGGAGAAAGCGCACAAGAGAGGACGAUCGCAACUAUCAGGCUGAGAGCGACGACGACGAUGACGACGAUAGCGAGAUUGACGAAGAUGGCCGACGUUCCAGGCUUCCUCAACGCUUACCAUCACCUGAUUGGAGUAAGAUACUUCCCAAUGACCCGGAUUUUGUGCCGUCGGAAGAGUAUUACUGCUCAAAGUGUUUCCGCAAAGCUCCCAAGAACCACAAACGAGACAGGUCCCCGCUCGGAAGAAAGAAUGAAAUUGAGCUUCAUCACGACCCUGGCCGAUGCUGUGGCAUCCGCCGUGGAAUCGGCUCAAUUGAAAGACUCCCCAACCGCAGCGGCUGGAUCCCAGCAAACCUCAUGCCAAAGCCCCUUUCCACUCUCCGCAAAAGGUUCCUGCGGCGAUACCCCGUGUAUGCGCGCACAAUUUACCCCCUCAACGCCACAAACGCCAACGGCACCUACUGGCGGUCAGAUCCAAACAAUGAAAGCAACAGUGCCUGGUGGAACAUCCCCUGGCCGGCAUUCAGAGGGCCGGCUCCUUUACCGAACGGCUGGGAAGCACCCGAUGUACUCGAUGUUCCUGCUGCUGGGAGAGCUCGCCAGCAGUUUCAACUGAAACCGGUGUCGGAUCCGACAUAUCGCCAGGGGGGUGAUGUCCAAUACUCGGAUGAGGAGGAUGUGGAUGACGUGGAAUCGGACAAGGAUGACAAUGGCAAGAGAAAGAGAAAGCGUAAAACGACUAUGGCGAAGAAAGUGCGGAAAAUCACUGCUAAUGUCGAGCCUGCCAAUGUUGAGCCUGCCAAUGUUGAGCCUGCCAAUGUUGAGAAAGCAACAGGGCCUCGACCAGUGAAGAAGAAGAUGCCGGAUCCGACAUAUCGGCAAGAUGACGUCCAGUACUCAGAUGACGAGAAUAUGGACGAUAUAGAGUCGGACAAGGACACUAACGGGAAGAGAAAGAGAAAGCGUAAAGUUACUACUGCGCCAGAUCCGACAUAUCGCCAGGGGAACAAUGUCCAGUACUCAGAUGAUGAUGUCGAGGGAGUAGAGUCGGACAAGGACACUAAUGGGAAGAGAAAGAGAAAGGCUAAAGCUACUACUGCGAAGAAAAGGCAGAAAACUGCUCUCAAUGUUGACACAGCAGCUGUGCCUCGGCCAGUGAAGAAGAGGAUGCCGAAGAAAGCGAAGUCGCAAGCAGCUUUAUUGAACAAAGACGAGCCGCAAGGUCAAGAGGGGGGAGUUGUCACUCGACGAUCGACGAGGAAGCGGCAAAAGACUACUAAGGAGUAG
Trichoderma atroviride IMI 206040 is the source of this 5664-nucleotide messenger RNA. The record is from RefSeq and is a predicted model, not a curated record. Lineage: Eukaryota; Fungi; Ascomycota; Sordariomycetes; Hypocreales; Hypocreaceae.